Molecule: messenger RNA, 1902 nt
Organism: Myotis davidii
Lineage: Eukaryota; Metazoa; Chordata; Mammalia; Chiroptera; Vespertilionidae
Gene: SPTLC2
Product: serine palmitoyltransferase long chain base subunit 2
Exons: 12
Coding region: 157-1644 (495 amino acids)
Biological process (GO): ceramide biosynthetic process; sphingosine biosynthetic process
Cellular component (GO): serine palmitoyltransferase complex
Molecular function (GO): serine C-palmitoyltransferase activity; pyridoxal phosphate binding
Source: RefSeq, a predicted model, not a curated record
GUGAAAGCCAGAAGAAGAUAAGGUGGAGCUAAAGAUGGCUCCAAACUUGGGAGACUGGGUUGACUGGAUGGUGAUUCUGUCGACUAGGUCCAUCAUGUUACACAAAAUGGAGGACUGUAUAAAAAACCGUUUAAUGAAGCUUUUGAAGAAACACCAAUGCUGGUUGCUGUGCUUACUUAUGUGGGGUAUGGUGUACUCACCCUCUUUGGAUACCUUCGAGAUUUCUUGAGGUAUUGGAGAAUUGAAAAGUGUCACUAUGCAACAGAAAGAGAAGAACAAAAGGACUUUGUGCCAUUGUAUCAGGAUUUUGAAAACUUCUAUACAAGGAACCUCUACAUGAGGAUUAGAGACAACUGGAAUCGACCAAUCUGUAGUGUGCCUGGAGCCAGGAUGGACAUCAUGGAGAGACAAUCUCAUGAUUACAACUGGUCAUUCAGGUACACAGGGAAUACGAUUAAAGGUGUUAUAAACAUGGGUUCCUACAACUAUCUUGGAUUUGCACGAAAUACUGGAUCAUGUCAGGAGGCAGCUGCCAAAGUCCUAGAGGAGUAUGGAGUUGGCGUGUGCAGCACUCGGCAGGAAAUUGGUAACCUGGACAAGCAUGAAGAACUAGAAAAGCUUGUGGCAAGUUUCUUGGGAGUAGAAGCUGCUAUGGCAUAUGGCAUGGGAUUUGCAACAAAUUCAAUGAACAUGCCUGCUCUUGUUAGCAAAGGUUGCUUGAUUCUGAGUGAUGAACUGAACCAUGCAUCACUGGUUCUGGGAGCCCGACUUUCAGGAGCAACCAUUCGAGUCUUCAAACACAACAACAUGCAGAGCCUAGAGAAGCUAUUGAAAGAUGCCAUUGUCUGUGGUCAGCCUCGGACACGAAGGCCCUGGAAGAAGAUUCUAAUCCUUGUGGAGGGAAUAUAUAGCAUGGAGGGAUCCAUUGUUCGCCUUCCUGAGGUGAUUGCCCUUAAGAAGAAAUACAAGGCGUACCUGUAUCUUGAUGAAGCCCACAGCAUUGGGGCUCUGGGCCCUGCGGGACGAGGUGUGGUAGAUUACUUUGGCCUGGAUCCUGAGGAUGUGGACGUUAUGAUGGGAACAUUUACCAAGAGCUUUGGUGCUUCUGGAGGAUACAUUGGAGGGAAGAAGGAGCUGAUAGACUAUCUGCGAACACAUUCUCAUAGUGCAGUGUAUGCCACGUCACUGUCACCGCCUGUUGUGCAGCAGAUCAUCACCUCGAUGAAGUGCAUCAUGGGGAAGGAUGGCACCACCCUUGGCAAAGAGUGUGUACAGCAGUUAGCUGAAAAUACUAGGUAUUUCAGGAGACGCCUGAAAGAGAUGGGCUUCAUCAUCUAUGGAAAUGAAGAUUCUCCAGUGGUGCCUUUGAUGCUCUACAUGCCAGCCAAAAUCGGCGCCUUUGGACGGGAGAUGCUGAAGCGGAACAUCGGAGUAGUUGUGGUGGGAUUUCCUGCCACCCCAAUUAUUGAGUCCAGAGCCAGGUUUUGCCUGUCAGCAGCUCAUACCAAAGAAAUUCUCGAUACUGCUCUCAAGGAGAUAGAUGAAGUUGGGGACUUACUACAGCUGAAGUAUUCCCGUCACCGGUUGGUGCCGCUGCUGGACAGGCCCUUUGAUGAGACCACAUAUGAAGAAACAGAAGACUGAGCCUUUUUGGUGCUCCCUUACGGAAACUCUCCCUCACCCAGGACAGUGUGUGGCCUUUCUGAGCCAGUUCCAGGAACCACACUUCUGUGGCCGCCUCACGUGAAAGACAUUUUCUCAACUACUGACGGUGGCCACCUCCACUCCAAAUGGCAUUUUGUAAAUAGGAAAAACUGCUCCACGUCUUCCUUUGCUGCAUUUCACCUUUUAAAAAAGGUGAUUCACUUUGCUUUUUUGUCCAUUAAAAUAUGUUUUAUUUUA